AUGGCCGAGAUCGAGAACCGGGGCCCUCAGCUCCUCGGUGUCGAUGUCUUCUUCAUCAUCCUUGCUUUGAUCACCACAUUGCUGAGAAUUUAUGUACGAAUCUUCAUGGUCAAGUCGUGGGGCAAGGAAGACUGGUUCAUGCUUGCUGCCACGACGGCCUUUGUUCUCUUUUGUUCUUUUUCGAUAUCUGGUGUCCAUUAUGGAACUGGUCGACACUUUGCAGACUUGACGGAAGAUAAUGCCAUGUCGGCCAUGAAGUGUUGGUUCUUCUGCUACCUCUUCUACGCCACCUCCAUGAUUUGCUCGAAAUUGUCCAUCGGCUUCUUCCUUCUUCGCAUUACCGUGAAGAAGAUUCAUAUCUGGAUUGUCUAUGGUGCCAUGUUCUUCUCCGUCCUUUCCGGUAUUGCCUUCUUCCUCGUCACAUUAUUACAAUGUACACCGGUAUCAUUCUUUUGGGAACGAGUCGGUGAAUUCUACGGUGAUCCAAUGGAGGGCACCUGCGUCAGCGCCGAAGUGAUUAUUGGUCUCGCCGCCCUUUACAGCACUUUCAGUGUCUUAUCCGACUUUACAUUUGCCAUUCUGCCAGCUUUUCUUUUGUGGGAUCUCAAAAUCGACAGGAGAACAAAGUUCACCAUCAUUCCCAUCCUGGCCAUGGGUUGCGUGGCCUCCUCGGCGGUGGUCGCCCGAUUUCCUUACCUACCAAACUUUCGAAACUUUGACUUUCUCUUUGCCACCGUCGACAUUGCCAUCUGGUCGGCCGUGGAGCAAGGGCUCGCCAUCGCCGCCGGCUGUCUGGCGACCCUGCGGCCCUUGCUCAAGGAGGUUAGCUAUCGGCUCGGCUGGAGCAAGCCGUCGAAUGGCUCCAGCGGCCACAUGAGCGGCAUGAUGUCGGGCACGUUUCCCAACACGGGCGGACGCAGCCGCGGCAUGAGUCGCAAUUUGGACAUGUACGACUUGUCCGAGUUCACACAGAUUGACGAUGAGGAGUCGAAAAUAGGCAGUAAACCUGCCAAGGAGGGGCGCUUUAGCAUUCCGAGUCUGCGGUCUCCGAAACUGCCUCCAUCGACGACCGAGCGGAAAAGUGUUAGUACAAAGGUCAAGGCGGUCUCUGAAGGGAUCGAUAGCGAGGAGGAGCUCAGCGAUCAACAAAGCCAAAAAGUUGUCGUCUCCAAGGAAUUUUCUUAG
Messenger RNA from Pestalotiopsis fici W106-1, 1185 nucleotides. RefSeq lists its product as uncharacterized. Lineage: Eukaryota; Fungi; Ascomycota; Sordariomycetes; Amphisphaeriales; Sporocadaceae. The coding region runs from base 1 to 1185 and encodes 394 amino acids. The transcript is spliced from 4 exons. The record is from RefSeq and is a predicted model, not a curated record.